This is a messenger RNA of Fraxinus pennsylvanica, 711 nucleotides long. The record is from the annotation of a GenBank genome assembly. NCBI's taxonomy places the organism in Eukaryota, Viridiplantae, Streptophyta, Magnoliopsida, Lamiales, Oleaceae.
AUGGCAAGAAGCAACAAAUAUACCUCCCUCAACUUCAAUGACAUAUACGAUAAAAAACUGAAUAAUAACAACAAUAGUCGAACCAGCAACAAUUCUUCAGCUAAAUCGUUCUCUUCUUCGGGUGCUUCUUUUGCGAAUCCGAGCAAAACCAUUAUAUCAAACUCGCGAAUCCAUGGCCACAUGCUUGUUUUGAGCCGGCCCAGUCCGAAACCCAUUUCGAUUCCGGUGAGGCAAUCAAUCGAGCAGCAAGAAAACGAGGACAAGGGUUCUGUUAUUUGUUCUCUGACGCCACCGGAUCGAGCAAGGUCAGAUCUUGAACCGGAUUUAAUAUCGCUUCGUCCACAGGGACGAACUGGGUCAACUCCGGCGAUUUCUUCGUCUCCUUUGCCAUCUCCGGAAUCUCCGUUUCUGUCUCCGGUGAAGACUAACCGUUUCGUGCCUCCGCAUCUCAGGCCGGGAUUUGUGGGCAAGCAGGAGAAGCCUGGGCUUGAGAUUGUCAAGGGUGUACCGCCUGGGGGUUUCAAGGGCAGACAGGAUUUGGGUGGACAUCGUCCGGGACAGGUUCAGGAUCCGGGGCAUUACGGAUCUUCUCCUAACCGUUUCGUCGAAGACGGGAGGCCGAAAUCUGGAGGUGGGUAUGAGCGGAUGAGGAGAGGCGGUGAACCGGCAGAUCUGAACAGGCCCGGUUCAAGUGGGAAUGCAUUUCACUAA